Molecule: messenger RNA, 4703 nt
Organism: Otolemur garnettii (small-eared galago)
Lineage: Eukaryota; Metazoa; Chordata; Mammalia; Primates; Galagidae
Gene: CCDC88B
Product: coiled-coil domain containing 88B
Exons: 28
Coding region: 1-4419 (1472 amino acids)
Biological process (GO): cytoskeleton-dependent intracellular transport; cytoplasmic microtubule organization
Cellular component (GO): centrosome; cytoplasm
Molecular function (GO): microtubule binding; dynein light intermediate chain binding
Source: RefSeq, a predicted model, not a curated record
AUGUCCCCAGAGGUGGAAACGGCCUGUGUUAAGGCCUUCAGGGACUUCCUCUUCCUCUCAGGGCAGGUGCAGCUGCCACAGCGGGACCGGCACCCUGACCCUGACAUGGAGGGGGGCAAGGGGCCCAGACUCAGAGACUUCCUGAAAGAGGAAGAGGAGGAAGAAGAGGAAAAGAGACCUCUUUGCCUAGAGAAGAGGUUCCUGCGUCUCAGCGAUGGGGCCCUGCUCCUCCGGGUGCUGGGCAUCAUCGCCCCCAGUGCUCGAGGGAGACCGCGGAUGGUGCGAAAACCCGAAUCUUGGCGAGUGUGGAACCUAAACCAUCUGUGGUGCAGACUGAGGGACUUUUACCAGGAGGAGCUGCAGCUGCUGAUCCUGUUGCCACCCCCUGACCUGCAGACGUUGGGGUUUGACCCUUUCUCAGAGGAGGCGGUGGAGGCACUGGAAGGCAUCCUGCGGCUAUUGUUGGGGGCGUCAGUGCAGUGUGAGCACCGGGAACUCUUCAUCCGCCACAUCCAGGGCCUCAGCCUCGAGGUCCAGAGUGAGCUGGCCGUUGCCAUCCAGGAGGUGACACAGCCUGGGGCUGGCAUGGUGCUGGCUCUGGCUGGGCCAGAGCCUGGAGAACUGGCGCUUCUGGAGCUGGAGGUGCUGUCCAGGAGCCUGAUGGGAACACUGUCGAAGUUGGCACGGGAGCGUGACCUGGAAGCCCAGAGGCUGGCCGAACUGCUGCUGGAGCGAGAGCCAGCCCCUCUGCCCUCUGAGGCUUCUACUAGGGCUCCUGCAGAGGGACCCUCGCACCAUCUGGCCCUGCAGCUGGCCAACACCAAGGCUCAACUUCGGCGCCUGCGGCAGGAGUUGGAGGAGAAGGCUGAGCUCCUGCUAGACUCCCAGGCGGAGGUGCAGGGUUUGGAGGCUGAAAUUCGAAGGCUCCGCCACGAGGCCCAGGCGCUCACCGGACAGGCCAAGCGAGCAGAGCUGUAUCGCGAGGAGGCAGAGGCGCUGCGGGAGCGCGCGGGCCGCCUGCCCCGCCUGCAGGAGGAGCUGCAGCGUUGCCGUGAGCGGCUGCAGGCUGCGGAGGCCUGUAAGGGCCAGCUGGCGGAGGAGCAGGCACUCUCAGGGGCUCUGGAGGCCUCCAAGGCACUGCUGGAAGAGCAGCUGGAGGCAGCCCGAGAUCGCUGUGCCCGGCUGCACGAGACCCAGCGUGAGAAUCUCUUGCUGAGGACCCGACUGGGCGAGGCCCAUGCGGAGCUGGACUCUCUGCGGCAUCAGGUGGACCAGCUGGUGGAAGAGAAUGUGGAGCUGGAGCUGGAACUUCAGCGAAGCCUGGAGCCACCUCCAGGCUCCCCUGGGGAAGCACCACUGCCAGGAGUGCCCACCUCACUGCAAGAUGAAGUGAGGGAGGCAGAGGCUGGGAGACUGCGGAGCCUAGAGAGGGAGAAUCAGGAGCUUCGAGGGCUGCUUCGGGUGCUUCAGGGGCAGCCAGGAGGCCAGCGCCCCCUGCUGGAGGAGCAGAGCGAGGUCCCCGUGCUUCCUGUCCUGGAUAAGACUCUCCUGCCUCCCCUGGCCUCAGAGCUUGGUCCCCAAAGUUUGCUCCACCAGGCAGGGCAUGGAGGCCUCCAGGCCUUGGAUCUUCCUCCCCCAGCAUCAGACUCAGGCCUCAAGAGGUUAUCUGAGUGUCCCCAGACAUGUGAUUCAGACUCACAGGUGACAGUGACAGAAAGGCCUCUCCAGAUGGCUACAAUGGCCCCUCAGUCCUCAGGCUUGACCCCCCAAGAGUCAGACCCUGUGGUGGAGACACAGGAGUUCCCUCUCCAGAUCCCCACCUCUGUGUUCCAAUGUCAGGGUCCAGAGAUCAAAAUUCAGGCCCAGCAGUUGCUGGGAGGAGAGACUGAAGGGAGAGAGUCUCCCCAAGGUGAAUUGGUGCCUAAGUCUUGGGGGCUGAGACCCUCAGAGUCCAGUCUCCAUGUGCAGCUGGAGGAGCAGGAAAGCCCAGGCCAGGGCCAGGGUCAAGAUCUUUCCAGAGGUCAAACAGGGGCCGAAAAGCAGGAACCGAGGCUGGAGGGGACAGUGCAGGACACAGCCUGGCAGCAAGCACAACAGAAGUUGAAGGAGGCUUCUGAGGCCCAGGCUUGGGGAGUGCCAACCCCAGGAAAGAUACAGGCCAGUGGUGUCCCAGAGGAGGAAGCCCUCAGGGAGGAGGUGGCACAGCUGAGGAGAGAGACUGAGGCCUUGGGAGCUGAGUUGGAGGCCCAGGCCCGAAGACUGGAGGCCCGCGGCAAAGAGACUGCCCGCCUGUCAGAGGAGCUGGCCCAAGCAAGGAGAGCAGAGGCUGAGGCUCACCGAGAGGCAGAGGCUCAGGCCCAGGAGCAGGCCCGGCUGCGGGAGGCAGUGGAGGCAGCUGGCCGGGAGCUGGAGGCUGCAUCACGGGAGCGGGAGGCCCUGGCAGAGGCGCUGGCAGCUGUAGGCCGCGAGCGGAGGCAGUGGGAACGCGAAGGGCCCAGGCUGCGGGCCCAGGCUGAGGCUGCUGAGCAACGGCUGCAGACCCUGGAGAGUGAGGGCCAGCAGUACCUGCAGGAGGCUGAGAAGGAGAAGCAGGCCCUCAGGGAGGAGCUCGAGAAGGCUGUGGUGCAGGGUAAGGUACUGGGAGCCCGGCUGGAGCAUCUGCAGCUUGAGCUGGAACAGGCGGCUCUGGAGCGCCAGGAAUUUCUUCAAGAACAGAAAAGCCAAAACCAAAGGUACCGGGGCUUGGAGCAGCGGCUGGAAGCCGAGCUGCAGGCGGCAGCUACCAGCAAGGAGGAGGCGCUGAUGGAGCUCAAGGCCAAGGCUCUACGGCUGGAAGAGGAGCUGUUCCAGCUACGCCAGGGCCCCUCGGGGCUAGGGGUCCAGGAGCAGGCCAACCCUCAGAUGGUGGAAACCCCGAACAUGCGGCUCAUUGAGGUGGAGCGCAGUAAUGCUACACUGGUGGCUGAGAAGACAGCUCUGCAGGGGCAGCUGCAGCACCUGGAGGGGCAACUAGGGAGCCUGCAGGGCCGUGCCCAAGAGCUGCUGCAGCAGAGUCAGAGGGCUCAGGAGCACAGUAGCCGGCUGCAGGCCGAGAAGUCUGUAUUGGAGGUACAGGGCAAGGAGCUGCACAGGAAGCUGGGGGUGUUGGAGGAGGAGGUGCAGGCAGCACGGAGAUCCCAGGAGGCGACUCGGGAGCAGCAGCAGGCCCUUCUGCGGGACCAUGAGGCCCUGGCACAACUACAGCGGCGGCAGGAGGCGGAGCUAGAGGGACUACUAGUGCGGCACCGAGAACUCAAGGCCAACAUGCGGGCGCUGGAGCUGGCCCACCGGGAACUGCAGGGCCGACACGAGCAGCUGCAGGCGCAGCGGGCCAACGUGGAGGUACAGGAGAUAGCCCUGCUGGCAGAGCGUGAGCGCCUGAUGCGGGACGGACACCGGCAGCGGGACCUGGAAGAGGAGUUACGGAGGCUGCAGAGUGAACAUGACAGGGCUCAGAUACUGCUGGCGGAAGUGUCUCGAGAGCGGGGUGAGCUGCAGGGUGAACGUGGGGAGCUGCGGGGCCGGCUGGCACGGCUGGAGUUGGAGCGGGCACAGCUGGAGAUGCAGAGCCAGCAGUUGCGUGAAUCCAACCAGCAGCUGGACCUGAGUGCCUGCCGGCUAACCACGCAGUGUGAGCUGCUGACACAGCUGCGGAGUGCCCAGGAAGAGGAGAACCGGCAGCUACUGGCUGAGGUACAGGCCCUGAGCCGAGAGAACAGGGAGCUCUUGGCGCACAGCCUGGAGAGCCGGGACCACUUGCACCGUGAGCAGCGCGAGUACCUGGACCAGCUAAAUGCCCUGCGCCGUGAAAAGCAGAAGCUUGUGGAGAAGAUCAUGGAUCAGUACCGUGUGCUGGAGCCUGGGCCCCUGCCCCGGACCAAGAAGGGCAGCUGGCUGGCAGACAAGGUGAAGAGGCUGAUGAGGCCCCGGCGGGAGGGGGGCCUCCAUGGGGGGCCACGCCCGGGGGCCGAUGGGGCUGGCAGCAUGGAGAGCCUGGGGGGCCCCCUGGAGACGGAGCUCCCUGAGGGCAGGGAGGCAGAUGGGACAGGGUCCCCUUCACCAGCACCCAUGCGCCGGGCCCAGAGCUCCCUCUGCCUGCAGGAUGAGACCCUUGCAGGGGGGCAGCGGCGGAAACUCAGCUCUAGGUUUCCUGUGGGGAGAAGCUCUGAGUCAUUCAGCCCUGGGGACACCCCCCGGCAGCGAUUCCGACAACGCCGUCCAGGUCCCCUGGGAGCACCCAGCUCCUAUGGCAAAGGACCUGGCGUGGCAUGGGAUGGCUCUGGCAAGACUCUCCAGGAACACAAAGCAGAUGCCAACCGAGAGGGCCUCGAGGUUCAGGAACCAGAGAAAUGUCCACUCACCCCUUCCCUCAGCCAGUGACACCACGGGGACAGGGGGAUUGGAAGUGAAGCCCUGUCGCCGCAGGAGCAUCAGUGGGGUCCCCAGGCAGCUCAAGAGCUUGGGGAACCAGAGUUCCCAAGGGGAGUCCUUGGACAAAGAGGUCUGGGUCUCAGGAUCCUCCAUGGCGAGCACUGGGGCCCUGAGAUGGAUCUGUGACAAGUUUGUGGACAGGGAGGAUGGCUGGCCCUCCACAUGUGGCUGUAGGCCAGGGCUCAGGCUCUGCUAUGGGGCCUCCACUGAGGAGGCCAUCUCUAAAGGAUCCU